CUGACGCAAAGGAGGAUGUUGAAGUUCCGUGUGGACAGGAGAGUCGGUCAACAUGACCAGAGUGGACCAGCUGGACCGGCAGUGAGCAAGUUCCAGCUGGAAGAGCAAACAACAAUACACUCCAAUCUCCAGCACGGUGCUUUGGAGAUGAAUGGGAAGGUAAAUAAUCCUUCUGAGAGAAUCACCCACUCCAAAAGUGCCAACAUGGUUUCAGACCUGUCCACAGAAACCCAACCCUACACUCGGACGUCUCGUACUCCCAGAACAGCAGCUACGUUUGGGAAGCGCUCCAACUCCAUGCGCAGGAAUCCCAAAGCAGAGGUCACCAAGCACGGAUGGCUGCACAAGCAGGCCAGCAGUGGAGUAAAGCAGUGGAACAAGAGGUGGUUUGUCCUCACUGACAGAUGUCUCUUCUACUAUAAAGAUGAGAAGGAGGACACGGUGCUAGGAAGUUUGCCGUUGCUUAGUUUCCAGAUCAAAGGAGUGGAGCCUUCGGAUAACAUCACCCGCAAGUUUGCCUUUAAGGUGAGGUUGGAGAAGGAGCCGGCCGAGGAUGCAGAGUUGAAGGAUCCUCUUGUGUUUUGCAUGCAGGCACAGCACGCUGGGACCAGGACAUACUACUUCAGUGCAGAUAGCCAUGAGGAACAGAAGGAGUGGAUUAAAGCCAUGAACGAAGCUGCAGAGGUCAACAUUCAGCAAACACAGAGAAUGAAUACUAUAGAAGAUCCCAACCACACCAUGGCGACCAAGGCAACUAACCAACAAACACAGCAACCUCCUCACACACAAAGACACUGUGACACUGACAUUGAAAACACCCCCCACCCUAAGAUCAACGUGCUCAACAGCCCGGAGACCCCUACACCCUCCACCCCCUGCUCCAAACAAGCAGGAAAAAACACAGAUGGAAGAAAAGGAGAAGGGGAAGUUGAAGGGGAAGGACCUGUUCCUGACAAUGCCUCUCACCCAAGCCACCAUCCAAAUGGGUGGGGCAGCAAUGGCCUUCGUAACGCAAUGCCCCUCAACAGCAAUAACAAGCCCCCUGCAUCCAGGAGUCACAGUCAACAUUGUGCCCCCCAGGGACACCCAGGAGGGGGUGUUAGCCCAUCAUAUGAUCCCACGGAGCAGCAGGAUAACGUGGUGCUGAGGAGAGGAUUUGUGCCCAGGACUGCUCCAGAGAGGGUUGCCCAGAGGAAGACCUCCAUGGUCCAGUUGCAACAAUGGGUCAACCACCGGCGGACAAUGGCCUCCCAGGAAGACAUCCACAGCCUUUCUAGUUACUACCCAGUGAACCACGGCGUAUUGGAUGACUACUUUGGCUACCCAGGUGGACCCCCGUACAUGGAGGAGUACCCUCUUUAUCCGCCAGGAAUGCGACCUGACAGUAUCUGCUCUGUCUCUGCUUUGGGGGGAUACAACCGGCGCUGGACCUUUGAGGAAAAGCGUCACUCACUGAGAGACCGAUCCCAGCUGUAUGGAUCUACGAUGCCCAGGGACCAAUGGGCGCCCACAUACUGUGGUGGAAUGGAAACAUCAAUGAGACGUCUGUCCAUCCAGCCACGCUCCAGGUCUGUGCCCAGGUCACCAUCGUUAUCAUCAGGGGGGCCCUACUCUCCAGUACCCCACAACUUUGCCUCGCCGGCUCGAUCCACAUCUGGCUGCUUCAAUCGGUUUCCAGGGAGGAUGAGGGAGGAUGUGAUCUAUGCGGAUCCAUCAGUCUACAGCCUGAGGAGAUCCCUCAGCCCACCAAAGUAUGACUGCCCCGGUUAUAGGAGGUCCUUAAGCCAAGGAUUAUACAACUACAACUAUCCUGUAACCCCUUCCAUCCGCAAUAAAAUGACACAGGAGGACAUAUUGGACCUUCAGCUCCAGCGCAACCUGGAUUAUUUAGACCAACAAGUGCCUCCUUUUUAUGAAGUCUUCAGCAGAGAGUUGCAUCCUACACUCAAGCUCAAUGAAAUCGAAACCAGUAAACUCUUGAGUCGACUGUGUGAACAGAAUGGAAUUUGGAAAGAACAUGAAGCUGUUGUCCACAGACUGCGAAUGGAGAAGGACAGCCUUGAAGAAGCACUUGUGAUCACUCAUCAGGAGCUGGAGCUGUUCCACACCCAACCGUUGGCUCUGGACAAACUGCGGUUGAAAAAGGACACUCUGCAAAACCAGCUGGUCAACAUCAGAGGACAGCUCUCCCAGGCCUCUAGUGCUUUAACCACCAGUCGUAUGGAGUUUGAAGCAUUAGAGGAUGAGGCCAACGCCAUUCAUGGAGACCUGUGGGAGCAGCUUAAUGCAGGAGGACAGAGUGAACUGGUCCAUAGGCACAUCCAAAAAGAGUUUUGGAGAGUCCAGGAUGUAUUGGAGGGACUGCACAAGAAUAACUCAUCCAGAGGCACUGACACAGCCAAGCAUAAAGUGGCCAGCGGUGCAUCAGGCUCCUUUAGUACCAAUAGUCCAGCCAGUCCCCUGAGCUCAGUAAGCUUCACCAGCCCACUCAGCCCCUUCUCCCCAGUGCCCGGCUCCCAGGUCUCCCCCACCAAACAGCUGGGCCCGGAGGAAAGUGUUCCCCCAAGGCCUCCGCUCCCCAAAUCCUAUCACCCUUUGGAGCCCUCCCUUACCUUCCCUCCCUCUAUCCCGCCCCUGCCCUUUGACAGCACUGCCUGGCUACGCAGCUUGGGCAUCGAUGAUGGUUACCUUGAUGGUGAAGAUUCUCAAAACAGAAAGUCCGGGUUUGCAGAACAGAACAUCAGUGAUGUGCAGGACCAGAGUCAGGAUAGACAAUCCACCAUGAACAAAGUUGGCAUUGUCCCUCCUAGGACGAAGUCCCCCACCGACAAAUCACACAGCAGCUCUACUGGAGAUACGGUCCAUAAUGGCAGAUGUACUAAUGGAAUUCUUAGGGAGCGUCCAAAGAGUGCAGUGUUUCCUGCUGAGCUGAAGUCAAAGAUGAGUGUGGAGGAGCAGAACGAGCGAAUCCGACGGCACCAGAGCAGCUCUGUGAGGGACAAGAGGCGGAGUCUAAACCUCUCAGGUGGCCAGUCCCCAGCAAACUACAAAGUGAUUCGUAGGCGGCUGACAGCUCACGAGAUUGACAUUAAUGACUUGGAGGCAGCAGUUCGAGGACAGGGGCAGGAGUCGCCACGGGAAGAAAUUGCCCGACUUCGACGGUUGAGGAUUGAACCAGAAGCCCACAACCUGGGCAGCAGCAAAGAGCUGGUGACCAGCAACAAGGUGGUGAUCCCGGAGCGUUACAUGGAUGUGGAGGAAUACGCCCCUCUUAGUCCUGAGGAACAGAAGGAGAAGCAGAAGAAACUUGUGCGGAUCAAGACCCUCAUUGCAAAAUCAAAUUUGCAGAACAUGGUUCCUUUGCUGGACGGGCCCGGUGGAGGGGGAGCUCCAGUCAAUUCGCAGCAGCAGAUGCAGGAGCAAGAGAAGCGUAUGGAGAUCUCAUGUGCUCUGGCGGCUGAGGCCUCUCGUCGCAGCCGUCUUUUCUCCGCCCAGUGCGCCCCCAGUCCCCCCUCCUCCCCCAGCAGCCCGGACCCUCCGCCUUCCUCUGCUGACUUCCCAAACUCAGCCCACGUCCUGAAGUCUUGAGUCACACAGGCUCAAGUUCCAUCUGCUGUUCAUUUGAUGGAUCAUCUUUCUGAGGAUUAACUGACGUAAUCAAACGAUGAUGAUGGCAAGGGAAGAAAGAUUGACUUUUUCCAGCAACUAAACUACACUUCACCACAACGCUUUAAAGGCAGUCAAAGGAUCUUCCAGGGCUAAAACGUUAAUUGAAGCUAUAAAGACAAAUUUCAUCCACCAAAACUCCCGUACGUCUACUCAUGGCAGUCUCCUGCUACGAGUGGCACAUUGGCAAAAAGGAAGAAUUAAGGAGUAUUUCCACUUAAUUUUGCUCGGCACAUCAUCAACAAAGCUGAGCAUUGUUGAUGAUAGUGCCAUAUUCUGUACAUUGCGAUGUUAAGAGAAAGAAGAACGAGUCACUGUGGUAAAACCUAUAGAGAGAAUCUGGUCAUUAUCUUCUAAUCUCCAAUUAAAUCUUGACCGAUAUGACGUGUGGCCAAGUGAGUAGUGGACCCUUUGACAAGUAAGCAUAAAAAGAUUGAAGACGCAUCCUCUAAGCUGAGGACGGUCCUUCUUAGCUCACUGUGAUGCCUGUUUCACCACCACCUCCACCCUCACACUACCCUGGUCCCAGGAAGCUCGUCUGGUAUCGAUACCACUCAUACGACAUCAUCAGCAUAACAUACAAACAUUAUGUCAACUGGAUUGAGUUUUGCAUCAAAGCGUCUCUCACACCAAACACAGAGUUUAUUGUGUCGCUGAGUCAGAGCAUCGCACGAACCAGGGCCUAAUUUCACAAAGCAGAAUAUUACAACAUUGCGUCCUACUUCAGCUUCAGAGUACUCGCUUUAUCAUCACCCCAUCUGCUGUCAUACUCAAGGUCUUUACUUUUAUUGUAAUGCGUGUUGGCAUGCUUGAUGUAACUUUUCGGAUUGUGUUGAGGAAAUGUAUGUCACAAGGACCUUGCACAGAAAGCAUUGAUCCUUUGGAUGGAUCUUAAAGCCUUUGCCUGCUGUGAAUGCUGCCGUGCCUGUCGUUCAUCAGUUCACUGUAUUUUGUGGUGAAAUCUCUUCAUUUGCCAGAAAACAUGAAGAAAAAUUAGGGCUGUGCCAGAACUCGCUCUGUUGCUCAAGCAGAACUCUCUGUGGAGAUGAGAUCCGACACUUCUUUCUGAUGGAUUAUGGUGUUUUGAUCAGCAUAGUAUCGUUUCACAUUAAAACAGACACCAUUUAGGUGGAUUGACCUGAUGUCUGUCUGGUUUGGUUCAAUCUUCAGCUGUGAGACAGGAAGUGACACUCUUCUCUCUAAUAUUGUGUUACUGCAGUGGAUGAUGAACUAAGGUCUACCAAGUGUAAAAUGUAACAAUAGAUGAUUCAAAGAAACAGCAAGCAGCAGCACAACCCUCUGCCCGACAACAUACUGAAGAACAAAGGAGGGACGUAAACUGCUCAAAGACGAGGUGCAUGCGAGUUCAGAAGCCUUGUCAGAUAAUCAGCUUGUCCUCAUGGCAACUACGUUAUGGCUGAAGACCUUUUUUAGACAAAGAUAUCGGCUAUCUGGUGGUGAAAGAAAGACAACGUUAGCUCAAGCUACCAGUAGGAAACCAGAUGAGGGUUUUGUUGAAGGCACCCGUGACCUCAACACCAUUGCUGUACAUUGCUCUACAUGACCUAUAUCUAUGGCCCGUGAUAUGCAUAAGAGUGUAACUCACCCUGCAUCCUAUAGGGGAACAUGCACCUCAGCAUUACAUUCUGUGUGCAGCUCCCCCACAGAUUGUCUGCAUUUAUAUAUAUAUAUAUAUAUAUAUAUAUAAAUUUAUACCAGCUCUUCUAAUCUCACUUUCCAUAUGCAAUAACUGCAAUGAACGAUAUAUAUAUAUAGAUAUAGAUCUAUGUCUAUAUAUAACAAAAUCUGUUGUUUGUGUGCAGAGGGUUAUGAUGCGGUCUUAUAUAUCAACAUUUCAUCCAGUCAUGCAUUGCCAUUGAGAGAGAGGGUUUUUUCAUGUGUUGUGAUGAUAAUAGCUUACGAAGGAGUUAAAAGCAACAUGUCUGCACAUAGUGGUUGUCUGACUUUAAAAUGGCCAACCUUGAAUAAUGAAAUGAAUGCAUUAUUUCACAAUCAUGCACACAAAUGCAUCAAAUACACGAUUGUGAAAUAACACAUUUAUAUUAAAACACUGCCCAUUAUUGAUUAUGUAUUCAUUCUUAUUUUCAUGCUGACACUUUCUGUUUAUAUAUGGUAAAAAAAAAUGUAUGUUACAUUUUGUUUCAUCAUUGAUGCAUUGGAAAUGGUGGUCUAUCUUCAAAUGUCACACCCCCCCCCCCCCCCUUUGUUGUGUGUAUAAUAUAUAGAUUUAUUUUUGCUCUUACACUCUUCAAUGUUGGAGUGACCUGCCUUUGUAGGAAUGUGUUGUACGUCCAUCGUCAGAGAAAGUACAACACAGAAUUUAACUGAAAAUUAGUAAACAAAUCUUACUACAAUGAAUUAUGACAAGAUUUCUUUUCGUCUUCUUGUUUUGAGUAUCUUUUUGAAAGGGUCUACAAUAGAGACAGUUCAUAUUUUUUUAGAUGCAUUCAUAUUCAAUGACAAUUUUACACUCAAAUACGUUAUACGUAGAAUUUUCCAGAAAAAACUUUUUUUCAUGCUCUUGAUGAUUGUUAGAUGAUAUUUUUGAAUUAACUGGUAUCUUGUGUGUUAAUAAAUGAAAGCCAAACAGUGGUGUCCAAUAUUUGAUACUCGAUGUAGCAUUUGUGAAAGAUGGAAAUAAAGAAUAUAUAGAUAAUAUAAAUUUGUCAUGUAUAAAAUAUUUUUAUUUAAUUUACAGCAUAUCCUGCUAUCACAUAUAACCAUUGCCAUUUUGGGGGAAACUGCUUGAACUAUGCAAAUAAUAGAAAAUGGACAUAUGAAAAUGCUUGCUUUCAGAAAACCUUGCAAUAAAGGAAAUGUAUACUUGUGAUAACGUGUUUCUCUAGAUGAAUUAAUCACAGUAUUUUAUAAGAUAGAACAUGUCUGUAUCAAUGAUCUAGUCACUGCUCUAAUUUUGUGUUAAUUUUAAAAUUCAAUCCCAAAAAGACUACUGACAUAAAUUAGGCUCUGUGAUGAUAUUCUACAGUCUUUGUAAUAUCAAACUGUAUGUCUGAAUGAAUAAAGUGAAAAAAUAAA
Molecule: messenger RNA, 6723 nt
Organism: Gasterosteus aculeatus aculeatus (three-spined stickleback)
Lineage: Eukaryota; Metazoa; Chordata; Actinopteri; Perciformes; Gasterosteidae
Gene: plekha6
Product: pleckstrin homology domain containing, family A member 6
Source: RefSeq, a predicted model, not a curated record